Molecule: messenger RNA, 7094 nt
Organism: Hipposideros armiger (great roundleaf bat)
Lineage: Eukaryota; Metazoa; Chordata; Mammalia; Chiroptera; Hipposideridae
Gene: FZD4
Product: frizzled class receptor 4
Exons: 2
Coding region: 348-1961 (537 amino acids)
Biological process (GO): retina vasculature morphogenesis in camera-type eye; non-canonical Wnt signaling pathway; canonical Wnt signaling pathway
Cellular component (GO): plasma membrane
Molecular function (GO): Wnt-protein binding; Wnt receptor activity
Source: RefSeq, a predicted model, not a curated record
CUCUAGCACCGCGGAGGGCUAGAGCAGUUAGAGCGGCGCGGCGCUGUGUGCUGGCGGGCUUUGGGGAGACUCCGAUCGGACACGGCCGGUGCUGGGUUGGGGGCUCGCCGCCUGCAGCCAUGACCCUCGCAUUCUGUCCCUCGGCUUCGGCCCUGGAAGUCUAAUAUCCCACACAGUUGCGCGCAGCUGCUGGAGAGCCGCCGCUGCCCCCUCAUCGCCCUUGGAGCUGUAUCACACUCUGCCCGGGAGCUGGGAGCAGCGCGGGCAGUCAGAGUCCGGGUGCAAACUGGGGGUGUCUGCUGGAGCAGCCCCCGCCGCCGCCGCCGCUGCUGCCCCCGGCUCUGGCCAUGGCCUGGCGGGGCGCAGGGCCGAGCGUCCUAGGGGCGCCCGGGGGCGUCGGUCUCAGUCUGCGGCUGCUGCUGCUGUUGCCGCUGCUCCUGGGGCCGGCUUGGGGCUUCGGGGACGAGGAGGAGCGGCGCUGCGACCCCAUCCGCAUCUCCAUGUGCCAGAACCUGGGCUACAACGUGACCAAGAUGCCCAACCUGGUUGGGCACGAGCUGCAGACGGACGCCGAGCUGCAGCUGACAACUUUCACGCCGCUCAUCCAGUACGGCUGCUCCAGCCAGCUGCAGUUCUUCCUUUGUUCUGUGUAUGUGCCAAUGUGCACAGAGAAGAUCAACAUCCCCAUUGGCCCAUGCGGUGGCAUGUGCCUUUCGGUCAAGAGACGCUGUGAACCUGUCCUGAAGGAAUUUGGAUUUGCCUGGCCCGAGAGCCUGAACUGCAGCAAGUUCCCACCACAGAAUGACCACAACCAUAUGUGCAUGGAAGGGCCAGGUGACGAGGAAGUGCCGUUACCUCACAAAACCCCCAUCCAGCCUGGGGAAGAGUGCCACUCUGUGGGAACCAAUUCUGAUCAGUACAUCUGGGUGAAAAGGAGCCUGAACUGCGUUCUCAAGUGUGGCUACGAUGCCGGCUUGUACAGCCGCUCGGCCAAGGAAUUCACCGAUAUCUGGAUGGCCGUGUGGGCUAGCCUGUGCUUCAUCUCCACCGCCUUCACCGUGCUGACCUUCCUGAUCGAUUCUUCCAGGUUUUCCUACCCUGAGCGCCCCAUCAUAUUUCUCAGUAUGUGCUAUAAUAUUUAUAGCAUUGCUUAUAUUGUCAGGCUGACUGUAGGCCGGGAGAGGAUAUCCUGCGAUUUUGAAGAGGCAGCAGAACCUGUUCUCAUCCAAGAAGGACUUAAGAACACAGGAUGUGCAAUCAUUUUCUUGCUGAUGUACUUUUUUGGAAUGGCCAGUUCCAUCUGGUGGGUUAUUCUGACACUCACUUGGUUUUUGGCAGCGGGGCUCAAAUGGGGUCAUGAAGCCAUUGAAAUGCACAGCUCUUAUUUCCACAUUGCAGCCUGGGCCAUUCCUGCAGUGAAAACCAUUGUCAUCUUGAUCAUGAGACUAGUGGAUGCAGACGAACUCACCGGCCUGUGCUAUGUCGGGAACCAAAACCUUGAUGCCCUCACCGGCUUUGUGGUGGCCCCCCUCUUCACCUACUUGGUGAUCGGAACUUUGUUCAUUGCUGCAGGUUUGGUGGCAUUGUUCAAAAUUCGGUCAAAUCUUCAAAAGGAUGGAACAAAGACAGACAAGUUGGAAAGGCUGAUGGUCAAGAUUGGAGUCUUCUCAGUCCUGUACACGGUCCCUGCAACCUGCGUGAUUGCCUGUUAUUUCUAUGAAAUCUCUAACUGGGCGCUCUUCCGGUAUUCUGCAGAUGACUCCAAUAUGGCAGUUGAAAUGUUGAAAAUUUUUAUGUCUUUGCUGGUGGGCAUCACUUCAGGCAUGUGGAUUUGGUCUGCCAAAACUCUCCACACGUGGCAGAAGUGUUCCAACAGAUUGGUGAAUUCUGGGAAGGUAAAGAGAGAAAAGAGGGGGAAUGGUUGGGUGAAGCCUGGGAAAGGCAAUGAAACUGUGGUAUAAAUCUAGCCAACCUCCACGCUUUCCAAAUUUUAAAGAAGGAAAUGCCAGCAUUUUGAUGCAAAUGCUACCAAAAGUUUCAUGCAACAAAUCUCAGUGUGAACAAACUAGCUGCACGGUUAAGUGACACCCCCCCCCAACCUACCAUGACUCCCCUCCUCCCCCCAGCAUCAUAAAACUAAUGAUUUUGCUGCAGACUUUGGAAUGAUCCAAAAUGGAAAAGCCAGUUAGAGGCUUUCAAAGCUGUGAAAAAUCAUAACAUUGAUCACUUUAGCAGGUCGCAGCUUGGAGCGUGGAGGUCCUGCCUAGAUUCCAGGAGGUCCAAGGCGGUGCUGUGUUUCCCAGCAGGGUGGGAUUUGAGCUGUGAGUAGGUAAUGUGCAGGGAGAAAGCUUAAUUUUUUUAACCCUUUAAAAAUUUUAAAUACUAACUGGUCUUUCAGAUAGCAAAGCAAUCUAUAAACACUGGAAAUGCUGGGUUCAGAGAAGUGUUACAAGAGUUUUAUAGUUUGGCUGAUCUAACAUAAACAUUUUUCUGUGCUGCACUGUCUGCUGUUUAGAACUUGUGGAUUGCUCUCCCAAGAGGUGGUGUCAGGAUCUUUCAGUGCCUUUGUCAUAAAACAGAAUUGUUUGAACAAACAAAAGUACUGUACAAACACACAUAAGGUAUCCAGUGGAUUUUUCUUCUCUUCUUAAAUUUCAGCCUGUUCAAGCUGCUGCUGUUCUUUUUUUCAUUUUACAUUAAUUACUCAAAAUAGGUAUUUUUAUAGGAAUUUUUGCACUGCAGCAUGCCUAAUGAGGGGGAAAAGGAAGGGUGAUUCACUUUCUGACAAUCACUUAAUUCAGAGGAAAAUGAGAUUUACCAAGUCGACUUACCUUACCGACCCCAGAGACCUGUUGCAUUGAGCAAUGGGGACUUAAUAUAUUUUACUUUGUGUGAUUGCAUCUAUGCAGACGCCAGUCUGGAAGAGCUAAAAUGUUAAAUUUCUUGGCAACUUUGCAUUCACACAGAUUAACUGUGUAAUUUGUGUGUGUCAAUUACAAUUAAAAGCACAUUCUUGGACCAUGACAUAAUAGUAUACUCAACUGACUUUCAAACUGUGGUCAACUUGCAUUCUCCGAAUGAUAGUGCCUUCUUUUUUCUUUUAGCAUAAGAAUGUUAUCAGAAGAGUCUGGUCUACUUACCACAAUGGAGACUUUUUCAAUUUUGCAGAGGGAACUAAAGACAGCUAAUCCAACGACUUGGUGCAUAAUUGUUUCCCAGUAAUUGGCCAAGGCUCCUUAUAAGAUUUCAUUGGAGGCAGUGUGGCCUGGAGUAUUUAUAUGGUGCCUAAUGAAUCUCUAGAAUGUCAGCCAGGAGCUGAUUGGUUAGUAGCGAAUAAAGUGUAGACCCUAUGAAAUGAACUGCAAACUCUAACAGCACAGGUCUUAAUUGCCUUUUGUGGAGGUAUCCAGAGCUUUUAAAAUUUAUGCUUUAUGUUCCUGACAAGGGGGGGGGGUACCCCCUAGCAGCCUCUCAAAAGUUGCAGUUCUUUUAAAAUUGUAACUCGCCUUUUUCUUAACCUGCCUUAGGCCUUCUAAUCGCCAGAUCUCUGGGACAAAUUGUUGACACUGUCACAGGUUGCUCUCCUUGUAACUCAUACCUGUCUUUGCUUCAGCAACUACUUCGCAAUGACUCAUUUACUUAUUUAUUCAUGCACCCCCCCCCAUUUUUUUUUAAGCAGUAGGAAAACUCCUUUAUCACAUUUCUUAGUGGAAAAACAUCUCCAGGGACUCAAAAAAAUCCAAAUAGGUGGUCAGAUACUGGAAGUAAGCAUGGCUUCUUGUUUGUUUGUUUGUUUGUUUGAACUUUAUGCCCAUGGUUUGACAUUCUCCUUCCUUCCUCCCUCUGUUUUUGUGUGGCUCUUGAGUUGUCUGAGAUGAAGAUGCGUGUAAGGUCUGUUGCACAUUCUGGAAGGGAAAGUCUUGGGGCUUUAGAGACAGAUGCUAAGUGGGCAUGGGGGCUGGGGGUGGCCUGCUGUGUGUCCCAAGCCUGAGUACCUUGGCUGGCCUCCGGGUCAGGGCUUCAGGAGCAUGAGAAAGGAUCCCCAGAAGGACCAGUUGAACUCCAUCUGAGACUACAUUGUCUAUGAAAUGUACAAUGUGAACUCCCCAGGCUGCGUGCAGACAGUUCCCAUCGCUGGCCAGCGCCGAGGAACAUGCACCCGGGGGCAGAGCCUGCCCUUACUCACGCUCCACUCUAGUAUCUUGGGAGUUGUGCAGAGACUCUGGACCAGGCAAGGGAAGAAGGACCGUGCAGCCAGGCACUGGCCUUGCUGUUUGAGUGCAAGGGUUUGUAAUGCAGUUUUCUUUGUAACGUUUCAGUGAUUGUGUGACCAAGGCAGCACCUAGCAGCGGGCCAAACAGAGUAGGUGCUCAAUAUUUGUGAACUAUGAAAUAAUAAUAAUAACAAUAAGCGUACUUGAGCGAACCUGGACAUAGAGUUCUGGAGCUAGUGCCCUGACAACUUUCGGGGCUUUACCAUCUUUCUAACAAAUCUCUUGCCUUUGCAGGAGGAAGUAUAUUGGAUCAAGAGGCUGGAUUAGUCGCCUUAGCAAUGUCGCAGGGUUAUAGGCCUUUCCUUUCACAUUCCAGACAAUGGAGAGUGUUUCUGGUUUCAGGAAAGGAGCUUGUGGUGAGGAGUCAGUUACCAAUAACCUUGAAGUGACUUCAUCACCUCUUAAGUUGGUUUUGUUUAAAAAAAAAAAAGUCAAUUAUCAGCACAUGUAUUGAGUGCCAACUGUGUGUAAAGCUCUGUGUUAGGCACCUUAGGGGAUGUCACAAAGGAUAAGCUCUGUUUUUCUAACUGACCUAGACUGGGGGUGCUCCUGGCUCUGCUGAACUUCGCUGUUGGUUUGGUAAAGGUGCAGGGGCCUCUGGGUUGCCAUCUGAUUCACUGUCUCCGCCCCAUAAACCUCUUCCUGGGUCUUUCUACCUUUAACGCAUCUCCCAUCCCUUCCCAGGAUUCCCUGCAAAUCAAUGACAGGGGUUUUGACAGAAAGUAUCAGUUCUGUUUCACCGUGGGCUCUGUGGAAACCCCCUGGGAAGACUAUGAAAAUUGGCUGUAAGGACGUGAGCUCCCACAUCUAAUGUGGCUUUGGGGAUAGGCAGCUCAGGGCUUGGGGUGCUCCAUGUGACUUCUACAAGUAAAUCUGCGGACAGCAUCUUGCUAGGGAGAAGGUUACGGUUGUUUUCCUUUCUCUGCAAUCUAGAAUAAGUAGGUAUGCUUGUAACUUCCUACACAAUGCCUUGGCCUCCAGAGAUUUUAUUCAGCAGGGCCCAAGGACCUGUCCAGACCUCUGUCCAGCCUCCUCUCUGGCAAACUCCUUUCUCCUCCUUUAUAAAGGUCACAUCUCAGGGCAGAUGAACAUAGGGUAGGGUGGAACUGGCCAGAACCAUCUGGUUGAGCUACUUGGUUGAUUCAUAUCCUUUUUCCUCUAUGGAGACCUGUUUCCUGAUCUCUGAGACUGCUUCUGAACUGGCAGCUUGCUCAGGGAACUGAAACCGGAGAAGGGGGUGACACACUUUUUAUUUCCCUGAGAUAUCUCUCACUUUCCUUUCCCCAGUCGCUCCCUUACCUGCACCCCUCAAAUUCAGAAUGCGGGAAACUUCUGUAUCUAGUAGUUCUGAACUUUGGCUUUAACCAUCACCCCCAGCUCUGUCCUCGCUGGGCCCCCUCAGCCUUCUGGUCACUGAAUUGAGUGCUUACUGUUUUGGAAACCAAGCUGGGUGGGACAUGAGGAUGCAAAGAGGAACUGGACAGCCUCAGCCCUAGAGGGUGGACUCAAUUGAAGGGGAUUUCACCAGUGUGGUGCUAUCUUUGGCUUCUGGUGAGGUGGCCUCAGCCACAGUUAGGAAAGAGAGCAACAUAGCACAGACUUUGGAAGGAGCCCCCGAAAAUCUACCUACAUCAUGAAUUUCACUCUGUGAUGGAGGAGAUUGGAGAGAGUUGCAGUUUCAGCCAAGUAUUUAGAGUCACUGGACUUGGACAGUUCUUUUUGUUCCUUUAUUGUAUUUGGGUUCCAAGUCCCUGUCUGGGUUUGUAUCAUGUCUGGCAGGGGACUCAGGUUAUCGUUUUCCUCUGGGCCUACGUCUUAGAUCUUGGAAACUCCUAGGAGAGCAUUUUGCUACUCCCAGGUAUCAGAUACCAGAGCCUUAAAUAAUGGAUUUGGCUUCACUGUGGCCUGCUCAGAGUUCUCUGCUGCUGCCUCUUGCUAUGCACUUGUGCAGUAAUGGCACACUGGACAUGACCAGCAGGGAUGUGAACCCUGGACCCCCCGGCAGGCCUCUUCCCCUUGGCAAGCCCAAUUGUCCUAUAGUAGUCUGUUCCUAUUUCUGAGUUACCUUAUUUCCCUUCUUUGCAUGAGCAAAUUCCCAGUAUUUGCCCAGACCAUUGGUAGAGGGCCUAUUUUUCUUACAAGCUUUUGUAGCUCCCUGAUCCCCUCCAAUAGUCAGUACAUGACCACUGUCAUCCCAGAAGGCUUCUGAGAAGAGGGGCAAGAGUGGCCCUGCCCCCUGACUGCUGAGCCCACCUUCUCUCCCAGGUAUGCACCUUUCCACACCCUGUGAAUGGGCUCAGGCCCUGCUUGGGCUUUGGGAGGGGCAGGCUGCUUUCUAGGUCUCUCCCAGUGGGGCAUCUGGUGGUUCUGAAUUUUUUCCUACCUCACAGGGAUGUUGUAAGACUUUACAGGGUCUGAGGAUGAAGGCCCCUCGACCUCUUGAUAGGAAGGGUGGAAUAUAUACCAGCUGUGAUCCGUGAAAAGAUGAAAUGUGAUUCAGCCUGCUCAUGCAGCAGUCAAGCUAGUGCUCUGUGGCCUUUUCCUGGACCCCUGUGCCACCCUGCAGCUCCAGCCACCUCGAGGCCAACCUGGGGACUUUCAGAUGUUCGACAUAGAGGUACCAGGAAAACCCCAGCUACACAUGCCCUGAAUGAAUUGCUGAACAUCAAAGGAAGUGGACCCUGCUUUUAAGGAUGUACAAAUGUAUGUUUGCAUUGAUGUCUGUACUGUAAAUUUCUAAUUUAUCGCUGUACAAAAAAAAUAAAAUAAACUUUGCUAUUUAAUUUUUGUAUUAAAGGAAAAUAAAGUUUUGUUUAUUACA